Molecule: messenger RNA, 3896 nt
Organism: Penaeus vannamei (Pacific white shrimp)
Lineage: Eukaryota; Metazoa; Arthropoda; Malacostraca; Decapoda; Penaeidae
Source: RefSeq, a predicted model, not a curated record
AGUCUGCAUUCUAGCCAGCGAACCUUCUGAAGAUGAGUGUAAGCGGUGCCAGCAAGACAGACGAUAUCCAGCAUGACCCACAAGAGGCGGAAAAAAGCACUAACUCCCCUCCGUCUCUUCCCUGCCCUGGUGCUGAGGGCAACAAGGACUCCGGCACCAAGGACGAAGCUCCAGUGUCAUUGCCAGCCAACCAAAAUGGCCAGGACAACAGCCAGCAGACUCCAAACAUGGCACCUCAAGACACGUUGCAAGAAUGUCCAGCAGUGCCAGCGGCAGUUUGUGAAGGCGAGACUAAAGACAGUGCCAGUGAAGAAGGUGGAAAAGUGGGGGACAAAUCACAGGAGGGAAGUCAUGACUCUGAGUGUAGAUCCCAAGAGAAAGACAUAACUUGUGAGGAUGUGAGAAAAGCCGAGGGAAAAUCCUUGGAAGUAAACAUUGCUGGAGAAAUGGCUUCCGUGUUUGCGGAAGUGACGAGUGAGUUUAAAACCGCAUUUAAGGAUGUACAUAGUGAAUUAUGCUCGGCUGUGCACGAGAUUAAGGACGAACUCAGUCAAGUACUUAUUUCUUCUACUCAGUCUAUAUCAGGUGCUUCAGACCAAGUGAUAAAAGAGCAAACAGAGAGUAAAACAGACAUUGAAGGUAAUAUUAUAGCCCCAGGGAGUGAUGUCAGACCUCCUGUGGACCACUCUAGUUUUAAGGAAGUGUUAACUACAGAAAAAGAAUUGGUGGUGGGUGAGCAAGAGAGAAAUGCAGGUAUAUCUGAGGAACCCCAUGAUUUCGAAGGGAAAGAGGCUGUUACAAAGGAAGUGAAGCCAGUGCAGCAUCAUGAAGGGGCAAAAAGGAGGUCAGGUUGUGUAAAUAUAGAGGACAGGAUAAAUGAGAACAGUCUUUGCUGCAGUGAGAGUGAUACUUUGUUUCAGAACCCUGAUAGAUUCAAAACAGAGAAUGGUGUGGUCCAAGUUUAUGAUGCAAAUGUUGGGCAACAGCAGUCAAAGGAUGCUAGUGACAGUGAGAGUUUGGCAACAGAAACCCAAGAGGGGAACCAAAAUAAAUUCGGGGACCAAAAGAAUUACAAAGAAUCUGAGAUUCAGAUGACAGACAAGCAGAAGGAGGAGCAGGGCAUCAAAGAUCAACCACUGUCAGCCCCAAGUACUCCAAUACCCCCAGCAGCUGGCCAUCCACGCAAGUCCAUCCGCCUCCAGGGCUGCCGUGGACGUAGGGUUUCCUUCCCAGAAGAUGACACUCGCCUCAUCUCCAGCUACCUGGAGCCUGUGAACCCAUGGCAGCAGAUGUCUGGCGUUACGGUGGAAGAGAUUGCUGCCGCCUACAGGUCUUCUUGCGAACGCCAUCGCACACAGCCCUUACCAACUGUAGUCCAGCAGAUCAAGGCGCUGCCUUUAGGUUUUGGGGCCGGUGGAGUGCUGAGCCUCCGUGGGCAGAGGCUAGAUGGUAGUCAGUGUGAGGGCUUGGAGGAAAUAUUUCGCAGAGUGCAGUUCAAGAUCCUUGACUUGGAAGGCUGUUCCUUAGAUGACGACACUGCCAUUCCCCUAUUUGAUAUGAUUGAGUUCUAUGACUCUGCAACACAAUUAAAUAUUUCCUGCAAUGCAAAGAUUGGCUUCAGGGGUUGGCAGGCUUGUUCUCGCAUGCUAAAGCGAACACCCUCUGUGGAGUAUCUUGAUGCUCGCAACACAAACCUCAAUGAGACCAAUAUGCCCAUCUUAGGGAGAGCACUUCGACUAGGGGCUCGUCUACACACUCUUCACCUAGAAAACUGCAAUUUGACUGGAAGACCUCUAAUAAUGCUUACUGCAGCCUUAAAGCAUAAUGACACCCUAGCUGAACUGUACUUAGCUGAGAAUCGGCUUGGUGUCAAUGACUGCAUACAGCUUGGAAAUCUGGUGCGGGCAAAUAACACGCUUCGUCUCCUUGACCUUCGUAACAAUAAUGUACAAGAUGCAGGUUGUGGUCAUGUUUGUGAGGGCAUUGCAGAGCAGCAGAUGCAGCAGAUACAAGAGGGGAAUACACAGGAGACCGAGAGCACCAGGGUUAAGGGACUCAAUUCCCUAGUGCUCUGGAACAACCACCUGACUCAGCAGUCAGCAACUCACCUGGCUAGUAUGCUGAAUGUCACAACAGCACUUGAGACUCUGAAUCUAGGUCGCAAUAACCUCACAAGUGAAGGCAUCUUACGGCUGAAGGAGUCUCUCCUGAGGAACCGUGCCCUUUUGCGGCUGGGUCUCCAGGCUGCCAGGGUUGCAGAUGAGGGAGCAGUUGCGCUGGCUGAAUACACGGCAGACAAUACAGCCAUCCAGCAUAUUGAUCUGCGUGAGAAUCCAAUACGGGUGGCAGGUCUCAUGGCACUCGCACAUUCAUUAAGGCUUAAUUCUACAAUUAUCCAGAUGGACUUGGAUUCUGACCCAAGAACAGAACCAGCUGUCGAAUUAGCCGAACAGCACACAAUGUUACAAAAAGAGAUCAAAGAAUAUUGUCAGCGAAACCUCACUCGAAGUCAUAUCAGGGCCACAGAAGUGCAGGCCAAAGACAAUAGCCAGGAUACUUCCAGAAGCCAUUCGCCAAAUGAGGGUUUAGCCACAUGUAUAAGGAAGAUAUCUCUUACCUGUGAAACUUCUACAAAAACAACCAUUGCAGAGAAGAUUGAAGGCCCUAUCCUAGAAGAGGAAAAACCAAAAUACACAAGUCCAGAGCCAAGCCCUCUGCCCAGUCCUUCUCCCAGCCCUUGUGCAAGUCCAUCCCCUAGCCCUGUUCCCAGUCCACUUAAAAAUAGGUUUCGAGUUAUCAAAGUACAGGAGACCUCCAAGAGCCCGGUCCAGUCGCCUGUAACUUCCUGCCACGCAGCUGGACUCUGUAGUUCAGCACACUGCUACACCCACGGGCAGGAAUUUAGCAUAGGUGGCCGUUUCACUGUUACUCGUGUGGUUGAAUCUUCAGCGCCUUCAGGACCUUGCAGCCUGCCUUCAAGCCAUACAAAAGUUACAGCAACACAGUCAGCAUGCACUAUUCCAGCUGCAACUACUGCUGAAAGCCCCAAGAUUGUUAUAUCAUCUCCUGUUAGAGUAGAGAGAGGGUUUAGUGUGGAUGGUAUUACAACCUCAGUUAUACCCAAACAGGUCUUGCAACAAUCAGAAAAGUUGGCAAGCACUGAUACCGGGUCUGACCAAAACAAAAACGUUUUUGACUCUGAUGGUCUUCCAGCAGUUCAAGCAGGGUCACAGCCGCCCUCAGGAGUACAUGUCCGAUUGAAAUCAGACAGUAGUGAUGGUGAUGAUGUGUUUCUAGAUUCUCCUUGCUUGACCUCAACUAAUGGCAGAUGCUCUGUAGUGUGCAAGAGUGGUUGUGACAGCCGCAGCACAGAUAAGGAUGCCGAUUCAGUAAGUUCAUGUGACCUGACAGAUAGUGGCUUUCUUGACGAGGGCCUGUGUGGCAGGGGUGCUGUCAGCCCCUCCCCAGCUUGUGCAGCCCAAUCCAGAAGGCGACCGGGAUUCUCUCUUGAGCUCUUCUGUGGACAGUACCAGCCAAGAGGAAACUGGACUUGGUUCUUCCAUCGAUGGCAGCAGCAACAGCAUCCUGCCGGGGUCAUUGCCGUCCCCAUGCCCCUCUCGUCCUGCAACCUGCCAAAACCUGACAAGCUGCAACUAGCCGAGCCUCUGAAGAGAGCCCCUCUUGCUUCCAUGGAAAAUGGCAGCUUUGACUCUGACAGCGAAGACAGUGAGGUAACAACACAGUCAUCGGACUCAACUCACAGCGAUGAAGUCCGUAUAACGACUGAGCAGUAUUCCCCUCGACCUGCCUGGGAGACCAAGCAAGAGCAGGUGAAUGUAGCAAAGACAUCAGAAAGUAGUAUAGUUACAUCAGGGACUUCAUCGGGGACUUGUUGA